AUGGAAGCUGAUGCAAUAAGCAUUUUGAGAUCAAUUACACCAUCUCUUGACAAUUCCAGGCAUAAAGGCCAAGCUGGGAAGAUAGCCGUUGUAGGUGGUUGCCGAGAAUACACUGGUGCACCAUACUUCUCUGCUAUAUCCGCAUUAAAAAUUGGAGCUGACUUGUCACAUGUAUUCUGUACAAAAGAUGCUGCUGUGGUUAUUAAGAGCUAUAGUCCUGAGUUAAUUGUGCACCCUAUCCUGGAAGAAUCAUACAGCGUUAGGGACGAGGAUAAGAGAUCAAUAUCAGCAAAUAUCGUUGAAGAGGUUGAUAAGUGGAUGGAAAGAUUUGAUUGCUUAGUAAUUGGUCCUGGUCUUGGAAGAGACCCUUUUCUCCUGGACUGUGUCAGCAAUAUAAUGAAGCACGCUAAGCAAUCAAAUGUCCCCAUGGUUAUUGAUGGGGAUGGACUUUUUCUCGUUACAAAUUCCCUUGAAUUGGUUAGUGGCUAUCCCUUCGCUGUCCUGACCCCCAACGUGAAUGAGUAUAAGCGCCUUGUUCAAAGUGUUUUACAGUGUGAAGUAAAUGAUCAAGAUGGAACUCAGCAAUUACUUUCUCUAGCCAAAGGAAUAGGAGGUGUGACCAUUUUAAGGAAAGGAGCAUCGGACUUCAUCUGUAAUGGUGAAACAGUUAGUGCAGUGAGUGCUUUUGGUUCCCCUAGGCGAUGCGGCGGCCAGGGUGACAUACUUUCUGGAAGUGUUGCUGUAUUCAUUUCUUGGGCCCGUCAAAAUGCUGCCAAAGAGGCAUUGAGGAUGAGCCCUACAGUUUUAGGGUGCAUUGCUGGCUCCUUUCUGUUAAGGAAGGCAGCUUCACGCGCAUUCGAGAGUAAAGGGAGAUCUACACUUACCACUGAUAUAAUCGAACACUUGGGGAGAAGUUUGGAGGAAUACUGUCCAGUCAGAUGGAGGUUGGAUUAG
Molecule: messenger RNA, 954 nt
Organism: Striga hermonthica
Lineage: Eukaryota; Viridiplantae; Streptophyta; Magnoliopsida; Lamiales; Orobanchaceae
Source: the annotation of a GenBank genome assembly